Messenger RNA from Exaiptasia diaphana, 3721 nucleotides. Its product is annotated as acetylcholine receptor subunit alpha. The record is from RefSeq and is a predicted model, not a curated record. Gene Ontology annotation, cellular component: membrane; neuron projection; synapse. The transcript has 12 exons. Gene Ontology annotation, molecular function: neurotransmitter receptor activity; extracellular ligand-gated monoatomic ion channel activity; transmembrane signaling receptor activity. NCBI's taxonomy places the organism in Eukaryota, Metazoa, Cnidaria, Anthozoa, Actiniaria, Aiptasiidae. Bases 967 to 2832 code for a protein of 621 amino acids. Gene Ontology annotation, biological process: chemical synaptic transmission; signal transduction; nervous system process.
UGUGGUGCUAUAUAGCGGAAAGUAUUAUUCUGGAAUCGAAAUUUGGCAUUUGUGCCCGUGACUCGACCACUUUCGCGCCAAAGCUAAAUGAACGUUUCUUAUUGGUUCUUUUGAAUUACGAACGACAGUUACUGGGGUAUGCGCGUACGCGUAUCGUGACAGAUUCACUUUAAUACCAGCUGGAAAUUCAUCUUCACGGUCAAACCUGUUUCUUUUUCUUUUCGAAGCGAAAGAAAUUUAUGUCCGCGGUGGGGCUCGAACUCCGGACAUCUCGCGUCAACGGCAGAGACAUAACCAUGCCCACCAGACCAUCUGCCCAUUAACUAUUACGUCAUGACUAUGUAACGAGGGGUUUCCUCUGUCAUAAUCGAUAAAACUGCUUCUGCGAGGAACAAAUGUGUUUAAAAUUUUAUUCUUUGGCGUAAAAAUGAAAGAGGUUUUUAAAACUUUUUCCGCGUCCAGUGCGUAUCGACAGUUACAAAGAGUCAGUGAAAAUGAAGCUUCUUAAGUAUCUCCUUGCAAAAUCAGCUCUCACAAUCUCCGAGUUAUGUUGAUGUAUCUAAAUCAAUUGUGAGUCUAAAUCUAACCUACAAACAAAUUUUCGAUUCCUUCAUGCUAUUUUAUAUUCAGAGAUGAUUUUUCUCGGGAAUAAAAUUUUCGAUAUUUUCACAACUGAAUUUAUUUUGUAUUUUGUUUCGUAAUUAAGUGUUCAGAAAAAUCUUGCAAAAGCGAAAUGUAAUUAGCAUUCACAGUUAUUGCUUGUCCCAAUGGGAUUAUAAUCAACACAUCUUGUCUACCAUUGGACGCAUUACUCAUUAAACACSUUAGAAACACAAACAAAACAAUGUGUAAUUGUGACGUCGUUGCUUGAAGCAARCACGUACUCAGCACGUUCUCAAUCGCAUACCAAAAAUUAAAUCAUCGUUUCGCUGCCUCCACGGGACAUCAAGUAACCAGCCUGCAGCGAUGGCCUCUGGAGUUCCGCUUUUCAGCUUCGUUAUAAUCGCAUUAUUUACCGCGGUUUCUGGACGACCUGGUUCUGAUGGCGAACUUAAGAUUCGAAAGAAGAUUCUAACACUCCUGGAUAAGACUGUACGGCCGUCGACUGGUCCUGACUUCAAAGUGGAGUUUUCUGUUCAAUUUAAUAGUCUUGAUAAUGUGGAUGAUAAACAGCAGACAAUCACYGUAAAAACCUGGGUUGUCAUGAAAUGGAAUGACACUUUUAUUAAGUGGAAUGAAUCUGACUAUGGAGGGGUUCAGAGAGUACACUUUAAACCCACAGAGAUCUGGUUCCCGGACAUUGCAUUAUACAACAAGUAUGUACAGCGAUUCUUGUUUGAUUUCUAUAUCUUUUGUUUGGCUAUUGCGUCUUCUUCGCAGCCGACCAUUUUGCCAGGUUUUUACCUGGUUGCAGACAGGAAGCCCGACUUUGAGGAAGACAACAGCUGGAAGAAAGUAUCCUUGGAAGUAAGCCUUGAAGAAGCAGACCAUGUAAAACAUCCGCUAAGCAUCCGCUCCAAGAUGGGCUCAAACAUGUUGGUUUACAGUACGUUUACAUUAGUUGCAGCUUUUCUUUGCGUUGUUGCUGAACGACCUGGUUCUGAAGGUGAGAUCAUGAUUCGAAAGAAGAUCUUAAAGAACCAUGACAAAACAGUGCGACCAGCGAUUGGUUCUGAAUUCCCAAUUCACAUUGGGAUAAAAAUGAGAGCCAUCGUUGAUGUGGACGAUAAAGAAGGGACUAUCACUAUGAAAUCCUGGGUCGUCAUGGAAUGGAAUAAUACGUUUAUUAAGUGGGAAAAAUCAGAAUAUAAAAAUGUACAAAGAGUGCACUUUCUACCCACAGAGAUCUGGUUCCCGGACAUUGCAUUGUAUAACAACGGUGACCCUGACGUUCCUAUAGCUGGGGGUACAACAAAGUUUCGUUCCAAUGUCGUUUGUAAACAUAACGGUGCAUGUACCUGGAGUGGUGCAGCCAUUUUCAUCGCACAUUGUGAGAUCCACAUCAAAAAAUGGCCUUUUGAUACUCAAACCUGUGAUUUAGUCUUUGGUUCUUCUUCCUACGAUAAAAAGCACCUUCAGCUGAAGCUUUUCCGCCACAGUUUGUUCAUUCCUGAAGGAAAUAGCAAUUGGAAAGUAGAGUCCCUCAACGCUGUUGUAAGUGAAACAGACCACGGUCAUUGCUGCCCUUACAAGUUUGCCAAAAUCACGUACAGCCUCAAGAUAAAACGUCUCUUUGGCUAUCAAAUGUUUUAUAUAUUCGGCCCUUGCUGUAUCCUCACCAUAUUGUCAAUGUUGAGCUUCCUAAUCCCGUCUGAGAGUGGGGAGAGGAUAGGUUUUGUCACAUCAMAGUUGCUGAGCCUUAUGGUGUACUUGCUAGUUGUACCUGCUUCGUUACCAGUAUCAUCGAAAGAGAUUCCCAUUCUCGGUGUGAUCAUCAUGCUGACACUAAUCAUUAUCUCAUUCGUCUUGUUUGCUACGAUUCUUGUUCUGCGAUGCUUCUUCCGCACCGAUAUUCCACCCAAAUGGCUUCGCUUUUUGGCCUCCAAGAAGUUCUUUCCUCGUAAGUCUAUUCCAGUGAAAAGGCAAGCACAGGACGAAAAAGAGAGUUUCGCUGUAGGACUUUUGCUAAAAGGCUUUGACGUCAUGGACGUUGAUGGUAAAGUCCCCAAAGCCAUGCCUUUGAUGCCUGAGCCAUGCAUCGAUGAAUCGGUAUCUGGUCAAGAAAUGUGGCAAGACAUUGCUGUUAAGCUUGAUGUGAUCUUUUUCUGGAUUUCUGUUCUUGCAAGUGCAAUUUCAUAUGCUUUUUUUAUAGGAAUGGCAUUCACUGAUUGAUGUAAUAUGAUGAGGUAGCAAUCACCGGAAGCAUGUUAAAUGAUAAAAUGAUAAAUUCGCAUAUAUGUUACUUAAUCGUUUCCCAAUUAAAAGUUUUGAUGAUACCCUGGAACUGAGUUUGGAGACUAGAACAGUUAUUGUAAAUUCACUAAUGGCGAGUUGAAAAUUAGAAAUAGGCACUUUUGGCGCAAAAGUUAAAAAGACAAUUUUUCCCUUUAGGGUCCGCUUUUAGUCUUCCAAGUGCAUGUGGAAAUUUUAUCUGCGCAGACAAGAACUGUUUAAAUCCAACCCAGCAUAUCUUGCAUGUAAAAUGAAAUGCCAACUGGAUGAUUUUAACGUGCAGCGAGCAAUGAGCUCUAAUCAGCUCUAAGACGUAUAGCCCAUUAAUUUUAACAGUAAAAUUGUUUUGACUUUUCAAACAACAAGAGCAAAGAAUUAAAAGUGUCGCUUUCCUAGUAUAUAAACUGGAUAUUAAUUAUCGAUCUUUCUGAUAUCUUGUUAAAUUGCACUUAAUAAUUAGUAGAGCUAUUAUUGUAAUUAUUACAUAAUAUUUAAUAUGGUGAUUGUCAGGUCAGUAAGCUGACAUGCACAUGUAAUUGUAAUUGUACUGAACAAUAAACGAAAGUCGAAACUUUUAAGUACAUUGUAUAUCCUCAAUUGUUAAAAAAGUAUCUAUCGAGGGAUAUUCCCGUGUUGUAUUAAUUGAAAUUACGGUUGUUCCGACAUUUUUUUAAGAAAAAAUUCGACUGCCUGACGUUUAGUCCUGGCACUAAACGUCAUGCUGCCUGACGAUUAGACACUCCGUAAUAUUUAUUAAGCUAUUAUUGUAUUUAUUACAUAAAAUGGUGAUUGCCAGUAAGCUGAAAUGCACAUAUAAUUGUAAUUGGAA